AGUAGACAAAGCAUCAAUGAAUUUACUGUAUCCUGUCAUUCAAUUUUUAUACUGACCCCAAGAAGUCAUGUUGAACACAACCGAAGCUAUAAAUUUUCAGUUCACGAAAAGAGACGAAAUAUACUCUAUAUUAACAGUUCUUUCAUCUUCAUUGUCAGUUUUUGGAGGGAUUGGAAUUAUCGCCAUUUACCUCUGCUUCAGAGAUCUUCGGACAUGCGGGAGAAAGCUGUUGGUUUAUUUGAGCCUAAUGGAUGCUUUGACCGCUUUUGGUAACAUUCUCGGCGUCGUUUGGUUGUUAUGUCGUGCAGGAACCACGUGUCAUUCGGUGUACGAGAGCAUGGGGUUUUGUAGACUACAUGCUUCUCUAACUAUUUUUUCGAGCAUCAGCUCAUUCAUCUGGAUGAUUAUAAUUGGUGUUUGUUUGUUAAAAAGUAUAAUUUGGAACAUGCCCACGUUUGCCAGGACAUAUAUGAAAGUUUUCUACCUUAUAGCUUGGCCAGUUCCAGGAUUGGUAGCCAUUUUGAGUUUAUCUCUGGAUGUGAUUGGCUAUGAUAAAAACAUCGCAAGCUGGUGCUGGAUUGAUCCAAACACUCCCGCCAUCUUAUUCUGGCAGUUCUUUACCGGGAAGGCGUGGGAAAUGACUGCUUAUUUGUCAACCAUAAUAAUGUAUUCGGUCGUCAGAUGCUUCUUAUUCAAACAUACGAACAAGAAGAGUCUUGCAAAAAGUAAGAAGAAUUCCAGAAAGGCUGCCCUACAAGAAGCGAACCUGAAGCUCACGUUUGUGCCAGUUGUUUUCAUCGUACUCAGGGUGUGGGGGACGCUGAGAUUUCUCCUAGGGAAUCUGGCGCACUACGACGCUCCAUGGAUAUCAUACCUACAGGGAGUCGGUGAUAGUUCCCAGGGCUUUGCCAAUUUUAUCCUUUAUUGUGCUUUGACUGAUAAAGUAAGAGAAAGGGUGUUUUCCGCCAUAUGUUUACGACACAGAAUUCAACAUCCGGAAGAGAAUAUUCGACAACUCAAAGCAUCAACAGUAGAAACGCAGCUGUCUCAUAAUGACGCGACAAGGACGGACUGAAAAAUCAUUGCUAAAAAAAUUAAAUAUCAAGAGAAGUCAAUGUGCUGUAAAUGAAUAUUAAAGUACAGGGUAUUCACUAUUUCUUGUGUGUAUAUUUCUCAAUUUUUGUGU
Saccostrea cuccullata (small rock oyster) is the source of this 1186-nucleotide messenger RNA. Its product is annotated as G-protein coupled receptor 157-like. The transcript is spliced from 4 exons. Gene Ontology annotation, biological process: adenylate cyclase-activating G protein-coupled receptor signaling pathway; cell surface receptor signaling pathway. Gene Ontology annotation, molecular function: G protein-coupled receptor activity. Bases 68 to 1075 code for a protein of 335 amino acids. The record is from RefSeq and is a predicted model, not a curated record. Lineage: Eukaryota; Metazoa; Mollusca; Bivalvia; Ostreida; Ostreidae. Gene Ontology annotation, cellular component: plasma membrane.